This is a messenger RNA of Rubroshorea leprosula, 1123 nucleotides long. Lineage: Eukaryota; Viridiplantae; Streptophyta; Magnoliopsida; Malvales; Dipterocarpaceae. The record is from the annotation of a GenBank genome assembly.
AAAAGUUGAGAAGUUAGCUAGGGAAAUUCUGCUGAUCCAGUUAGAGUUACGGUGGGAGAGGUGGGAAUGGCUUAUGAAGAUAUUACUCAGGUUGUUCAUGUAAUUCCCUCUGAUGCUGAAAAGUUGCCCUGGCUUCUUGAGAAGCUACCUGAAAUGAUUGAUGAUGGGGAUGUUUUAGUGUUUGCCUCUAAGAAAACUUCUGUAGAUGAGAUUGAAUCACAACUGGUUCAGAAGGGAUUUAAAGUUGCUGCUCUUCAUGGUGACAAAGAUCAGGCUUCACGAAUGGAAAUUCUGCAAAAGUUCAAAUUUGGCAUUUUUCAUGUUCUUGUGGCUACUGAUGUUGCUGCUCGUGGUCUUGACAUCAAGUCAAUCAACUUGAUUGCUGCUGGUCAGAAUGUGUCAAUUGCUGCUGGUCAGAAUGUGUCAAUGGAACUGAUGGACCUUGCUAUGAAGGAUGGGAGAUUCAGGUCCAAGCGUGACGCAAGAAAGGGAGGUGGGAAGAAGGGCAGGGGAAGGGGUGGUGGUCGAGAUGUGCGUGGAGUUGAUUUUGGUUUGGGCAUUGGAUAUAACCCAGAACCCAACAAUUCUUCAUCUCAUUCUGUUCAAAGUAGAUCUGCUGCUGUAAACUCAAUGAGAACUGGAAUGAUGACACAAUUCAAGAGUAACUUCGUUGCUGCUUCAUCAAAUUGUCAAAGUCAGGGCUUUAGUAACGGUUCGAGUGCUCAUGCCAACAAGAGACCAACCUUAGCUGGAUUUGUUUCUGGUGGCACAAUUGGUGGAGAUAUAAAUAGAACUCAGCCCAGUUCAUUCAGUCCUACUCCUACAUCAGGAGCUAACACAACUUCACAGAAGUCAGGAGAAAACUCUGGUCAGAAGAACUCAGAGAGGUCACUUCCCUUUAAUGAACUCAUACAAUAUUGUUCCUUGGUGCCAGUUUUCUAAAUUUUGUGCUGAUUAGUGUUUUUUUCUUUUUGGAUUUGGCAUCCAGAGAUAGACCCAGAGAGAGGCGAAGGCCAUCUGGUUGGGACCGGUAACAUGCAUGAUACUGCAGUUAAAAAACGAGAACCAUCUUCUUGGUCAAAUCUUGAAUUGGUUGUCUGUAUAAUAAUCCUACUUGUAAGUC